AUGGCUCUCUCAGCCGCUGAACGAUCUCGUCGAUAUCGAGAAAACAAAAAAAAGCAAGGCUUGUACCAACAAAUGAAGAUGAAACACCGGGAACAACAGCGAAAAUCACGUGCAAAUCGCACUCAUGCAAAGAAAGUUGCCGAUCGUCGCCGAGAUGCACUUCGCAAGCGACAAAGCCGACAUGCGAUUUCUCAACAGUUGACCAGUGCGAGUGAUCACGAUUCUUCACCGACUUUUGUGUCUGCACAAACGCUCGGCAAAGCAAUGAAGAAAGUCACGAAGGCCCUCCCUUCCAAUACUCCAAAGAAAUUCGAAGUGGUCAAGCGACUGGCCCAAAGUGAAGUAGUGAACUUUUACGAACGGGACGACGUUUCAUGGCAAGCACCAGGCAAACGAGAUACCGUGACGAUCAAACGCGAUGGGAAGUCCGAGAAAAUUCAGCGUCGACAUCUUCUCUUCAACUUACGUGAACUCCAUGGUUUAUAUCAACUGCAGUUUCCACAAUACCCAAUCAGUCGAGCUGCAUUUCAAGAUUUACGUCCAUCUCAUGUGAAGCCUCUCUCGACACUUAGUCAACGCGUGUGUGUCUGCGUUCAACAUGCCAACGUUCACUUGCUUCUCAAAGCCCUGCUGACACACGUCGAUGGCCUUAACAAUGACCUUCAUUAUUUCGUGAAGAUGCUCGUAUGCGACGAUGCGAACGAGGAGUGUAUGAUGCGGCAGUGUCUCACGUGUCAACACUUUUUCACACAAAAAAUCGAGAAUAAAAUUCGGAACACGACAUCUCCAUCUUCAAUCACCUGGCAACAAUGGAUCAACAACGGACAUCGCUCUACAAAAUCCGAUGUUACUGGUACAGUCCGGCAAUGCGUUACUGUUUUGGGAUCAAAAGUGUCAUCUUUCUUAUCACACACCUGGAUCAAGCGUGAACAAGCAAAACAUUUCGAAUUUCUCAAAGGAAAUGUUUCGACCAAGAUGAUUCUUGCUCAAGUCGACUACAGUGAGAAUUUCGCAAUCGGAUUUCAAGAUGAAAUUCAAAGCGCUCAUUGGCGCAAGAAACAACUGUCCGUCUUUACUGCUCACGUCUGGCUGGCUAAUUCGGAAAGUGAAUCGUUCACAUUCAUCUCGGACGAUACCACACACAACAAAUACACCGUUCACGCCUGUCUCGAACGAUUGCUUUCCGUGCUACAGAGAAGCGUUCCUGACCUACAGGAAGUUCACUUCUUUUCUGAUGGCGCCGCAUCACAGUUCAAACAACUUGGCAUUUCUUCGCGUCUCACCAUGGGAAGGGCGUGGUGGAUGGUUUGGGAGCCACCGUCAAGCGACUCGUCCAUCAGCAAAUCCUCACCGGCAAAGACUGCCGACUUCGUUCGUCUCGCUCGAUCAAAAACAGAUGCCGUCACGGUCGAAGAACUACUCGUUGGUGAAGUCGAAGCGGCCCGAGAAGAGCUACAUGAAAUAUUCAUGAAUACUCGAAAUGUUCCUGGUGUUCAGAAGAUUCAUUCAAUCGACACGAUGGGCGUCGAUGUUAUUCAGUAUCGAAGCUAUUCGACGAGCAAAGAGGAAAUCAUCUUUCGAUUUUAA
This is a messenger RNA of Adineta ricciae, 1587 nucleotides long. The record is from the annotation of a GenBank genome assembly. NCBI's taxonomy places the organism in Eukaryota, Metazoa, Rotifera, Eurotatoria, Adinetida, Adinetidae.